AUGGCAACCGAUCUCAUUAUGCCUACUCCCGCCGACCAGCGCGGCCCUUUCUACCCCCAGGAUCGCCCUCACUUCUCCCACGGUCGAUCCCACUCGUUCCAGACGGUGCCCCAGCCCCGGCCCUUUCGCAACCGCACCUCGCCUCUCAGCACCCCUCACGAUGGCUCCCCCACGUCGCCCAAGUCAUGCCUGACCGAGUCGGUGCACCCCGUCUACGUCCCCGCCGUCCUGCGCCCCAACAAGCACCACUCCAAGAAGCCCCGGGCGCCCAAGCCCGAAGAUAACGACGGAGACGACCUGCUCUGCCUGCGCCGCUCCAACAGCAGCUUCGUCAGCCUGCCGGGCUUCAGCGUCCUCGGCCAGAAGCUGUCGCGCCGCUCCACCGGCGACAGCGGCAAGGUCAUCGACCUCGAGCUGGACGCCGACCUCUUCCCCCAGGUCACCGGCGAGCCCACCCGCAAGCACUGGAAGCCCGAUACCGAGUCCGUCAUGUGCGAUGACCCGACUUGCAAGCGCAAGUUCACCCCUCUGAACCGCAGACACCACUGCCGCCGCUGCGGCAACAUCUUCUGUCACACGCACUCCAACGAGGUCAUCCCCCUCGACGAGGACUGCAACUACAACCCCAGGGGCUCUCUCGCCCGCGCCUGCUUCCACUGCUUCACCGAAUUUAAGGUAUGGAAGAGCCGCAACGGCAGCCGCAGCGGCAGCGAUCAGAGCUCCGACUCCUCCGACACCCCGUCAAGCCCCAUCGUCGCGAGCCCCGUCGCCCCGACGAUGCCCGGCAUGCUGCCGCCCACCAAGGGCCCUGAGAUAGCCGCCAGCGUCCCUCGCGACUGGAGCUGGAGCACCUUCUAG
Messenger RNA from Colletotrichum higginsianum IMI 349063, 858 nucleotides. RefSeq names its product FYVE zinc finger. The transcript is spliced from 2 exons. Lineage: Eukaryota; Fungi; Ascomycota; Sordariomycetes; Glomerellales; Glomerellaceae. Gene Ontology annotation, molecular function: metal ion binding. The record is from RefSeq and is a predicted model, not a curated record. The coding region runs from base 1 to 858 and encodes 285 amino acids.